Molecule: messenger RNA, 2730 nt
Organism: Ornithorhynchus anatinus (platypus)
Lineage: Eukaryota; Metazoa; Chordata; Mammalia; Monotremata; Ornithorhynchidae
Gene: PDE11A
Product: phosphodiesterase 11A
Exons: 19
Coding region: 943-2709 (588 amino acids)
Biological process (GO): signal transduction
Molecular function (GO): protein binding; 3',5'-cyclic-nucleotide phosphodiesterase activity
Source: RefSeq, a predicted model, not a curated record
GUGUUUUAUUUUAUACAUUGCAUUUUUUAUGGAAUGUUAUAUUCUCAGUUAAAUAUCAGAGGAGUGUGAGUGUUCUGAUGAAUAGACUAAAAGUGAAUAAUACACUUCCCGGACCGGGAUGUAAUUUGAUAAUAUAUUUAAUCAACCCAGAGUAUUUAUUGAGCUUCUUUUGUGUAUUAGAACACUUGUUUUAAAUCUUGAUGCCACAUCGAUGCUAUGCUCUGCUUUUCAGUUUCCAAAGGGUAUAAUAGCUUUCUUGAUUCAGUCUCAGCAAUCAAUCAAUAGGUGGUAUUUGUGCAGAGCACUGUACUAAGCAGAACUAAGCAGAAGCAGUGGCAAGCAGUCACAUAGUUCUCCCAGAGGGACAUUUCUUAUCCUCAGCUAAAGUUGACCCCCAGACCACUGGAUCACCAUGGAAUCCUGGUCAAACCAUGUGCCCUCUCCCCUCCCCCCCUCCCCCCCAAGACGAGGUUUUAAGAACAAGACUGGAAUUGGCCUUGAAACAGAAAUACAUGGCUUUUUUCUACGGUACUCCCAUGCCGUUUAUCUAACCGUGACUGGUGCAGGGCUUGUCCAGAUGGCCGAGAGAGCUGAGGUUGAGCCAGCCUGCCCAUAAGAAAGAACAUUCAGGCCACAGUGUAGCCAAUCAGCUGAGAAAUCAGGCGAGAAAUCUGAAGAGCCAAAUCUGUAGUGGUGCAGCUGCCAAGAGACUUCAAUAGGCUUUGGAGAAAAUCACCACUCCGAGGAAUGCUGGGACUGAGACAGACUUCUCUCUAGACUGCGAUCUCCUUCUGCGUUAGGAACGUGUCUAUCAACUUCGUUGUAUUUAUUCUGUAUUGGACUCUCUGUACUGUAUCGUACAGUGCUCUGCACAUAAGAAGCAUUUAAUAAAUAUGAUUUAUCGAUUGAUUGGUUUGGAGCCAAAUUUAGGAUGCUGAACCAAUGACCUAUCUCCGGCUGCCCAGCAAGGUUAUGGAGAUGUAUCUCCCGUUCUGUGGGAUCGCCAUAGCUAAUGCUCAACUUUUUGCUGCCUCGAGGAAAGAAUAUGACAGAAGCAGGGCUUUGUUGGAGGUGGUAAAUGAUCUUUUUGAAGAACAGACAGACCUGGAGAAAAUUGUCAAGAAAAUUAUGCACCGUGCCCAGACACUGUUAAAAUGUGAACGAUGCUCCGUUCUGCUCCUGGAGGACAUUGAAUCUCCAGUGGUGAAGUUUGCGAAAUCAUUUGAACUGAUGUCUCCAAAAUACAAUGCAGAUGCUGAGAACAGUUUCAAGGACAGCGUGGAGAAAUCCCCUUAUUCAGACUGGCUAACCAAUAAUAGCAUUGUUGAGCUUGUAGCAUCCACAGGCCUUCCGGUGAACAUCAGCGAUGCGUUCCAAGAUCCUCGCUUUGAUGCUGAAGCCGAACAGUUUUCCGGCUUCCACAUCCGAUCUGUUCUUUGUGUCCCUAUAUGGAACAGCAGCCAUCAAAUCAUUGGAGUUGCUCAGGUCUUAAAUAGGCUUGAUGGGAAACCAUUCGACAAUGCUGAUCAGCGACUCUUUGAGGCCUUUGUCAUUUUUUGUGGCCUGGGCAUCAACAACACAAUAAUGUAUGAUCAAGUGAAGAAAUCCUGGGCAAAGCAGUCGGUGGCUCUUGAUGUGCUGUCUUACCACGCCACAUGUUCGAAGGCAGAAGUGGACAAAUUUAAGGCCGCCAGCAUCCCACCGGUGUCAGAACUGGCCAUUGGUGACAUCCAUUUUAAUGACUUCUCCCUUGAUGUGGACGCCAUGAUUACCGCGGCCCUGCGGAUGUUCAUGGAGCUAGGAAUGGUCCAGAAAUUUAAAAUAGACUACGAGACCCUAUGCAGGUGGCUUCUGACGGUGAGGAAGAAUUACCGAAUGGUACUGUACCACAACUGGAGACAUGCAUUCAAUGUGUGCCAGCUGAUGUUUGCAAUGCUAACGACAGCUGGGUUUCAGGAGAUCUUGACUGAGGUCGAAAUUUUAGCCGUGAUUGUAGGCUGCCUCUGUCACGACCUGGACCACAGGGGAACGAACAACGCCUUCCAAGCCAAGAGUGGCUCUGCUUUGGCUCAACUUUAUGGAACUUCCGCUACACUGGAGCAUCACCAUUUUAACCACGCCGUGAUGAUUCUUCAGAGUGAGGGGCACAACAUCUUUGCUAAGUUGUCCUCCAAAGACUAUAGUGACCUUAUGCAGCUUCUGAAGCAGUCAAUAUUAGCAACGGACCUGACUCUAUACUUUGAAAGGAGGACUGAAUUUUUUGAACUUGUCCAGAAAGGGAAUUACAACUGGAAUCUACAACAGCAUCGAGAUAUAUUUCGGUCGAUGCUAAUGACAGCCUGUGACCUGGGAGCAGUGACCAAACCGUGGGAGAUUUCAAGACAGGUGGCUGAACUGGUAACCAGUGAGUUCUUUGAACAAGGAGACCGAGAAAGAGCCGAACUCAAACUCACCCCUUCUGCUAUUUUUGAUCGCAACAGAAAAGAUGAACUACCAAGGUUGCAACUGGAAUGGAUUGAUAGUAUCUGCAUGCCUCUGUAUCAGGCGCUGGUGAAGGUGAAUGGGAAACUGAAGCCAAUGCUGGAUUCCGUGGCAGCCAACAGAAGCAAAUGGGAAGAAAUGCACCUGAAACAGCUGCUUACCCAAGCCCCUUCCUCCCCUUCUUCCUCCUCUCCCAGCGUCCCCGGUCCUGCUGCAGACAUAAAUUAAACCUGACCGGCUCAGCUGCCA